UUAAACAGAUGGCCCUUUAGUUCGAAUAAAAAACAGCAAAUUUUUAAUUUUAUUUCUGUAAUUUUAGCUCAUAGUACGUAGCGAGACAGUUUUAAGCGAGUUUUGAUAAACGACGAUUUAGCUAGGGAACGCUACGAAUCACGAUUUGUUUCUAGGAUCUCAAAUCUUCGACACGAGUGUCUUGCCAAUAAAACCUUGUCGAGCGUAGCUUCAUCGAAGAAUGAAAGAUCUCUGAAACAAUAGUUUCAGAUCGAUGAAGCAACUCAGGAUGUCUACGAAGGACGGCGGAUCGAAAACUGAUAUUUAAUGGAUAAAAAGCCGCUCAUGGCACCACAAUUGCCUCAAAUAGAGAAGAAAAGGUGUACCUGUGCUGUGCCGAAGCCGGCGAGGAAUCAGUUGCGAGGACAAGUCUCGAGACAGCUCCAAAAGAAUACUGUCUCCGUGCAGGCUUCAUCGACGGAUCUCAACAGCAGAGACACGAGCAGCUCGCAACACACGUCGCCGAAGAACACUCGGCAAGUCAAGGCCAAAGUGGAUACAUGGAGGACGCCGUCGUACCAAGAGGAGCAAAAAAAGCGACGGGUGAACAUAUCGGAAAAGCAGAAGAAGGCGGUCAAAGGGAAAGUGCCCGACGAUGACAAAUAUCUGUGCCGCAUAAAUGCGGAAAAGAUGCUGCAAGAAGUCAACUUCCUCCUCAACAUAAGCCAAUGCGAACAAAACCAUUACACGUCCAAAAAAUAUCUCAGGACGGUACAGAGGGCGUUGAACAGGAGCAUGACAAAAGGGUCAUUCUCAAAAAACGUUUCGACCGCCGAUCAUCAAAACAUCUUAAAUUUGGUGGAGGAGCCGGUUAGAACGCCAUCAAUAAAUAAUAUUACGAGUGAGAGGCCGAGUACAAUUUCGUACACUUCAAGUUUACCGACUGCUAGUUUAUCAGAAAUAGAAAAUAGUAAAGACACCGAAGGAGGUGACAGUUUUUGCUCGAAAAAUGGAACGAGCGAUGUGCGCAUUUCUCGCGGCUUGGACAGCCGGGCGAAAACUUCAGAAGACGAAGACGUCAAUUCGUCGAAUGUAAGGACACUCCUGUCCUUUUGGAACCAGAAGUUCGCUAACAGACCGAUGACAGUCUGCAAUGAUAUUUACAACCCACAAAGGUACCUGUCUCUAACAAAAAAUCGCAUCAAAUCAGCAGUAAAGCUGAGCUCCGACGGUGUCGCCGAAGAGCACACUCUUAAGCCUUCCGAACUGAAAUACCGGCACAAGGGUGCUUCCACCAUUGUCGAAGUUUUGAGGCUAAAUUCGCGAAAGAACAACGUAAGAAAAACAAUUUCGCAGGGUGUUGUAAAGGGAAAUAGUUACGACAUGGCCGAUGGCAGAAUGCGCAUAAUAAGCACUGUUAAUGACGAUGACAAAAUUCUUAAUGGAGUAACCAUUUCCGACAAAAAGAUGAACAGUAAGGAAAAGUUUAUCGAGGUUCGCAACUCGCUUUUAAAAAAACAGACUACUUUCAGUAAAGACAGCUUGGUGAACAGGAGGAACAAAUGGAUUUCAAAUUAUCUCAAGAGCGUUGACGAUUUUAACAAGAAAACUUUAAAGAAUAAUACCAUAAAGAACGUAUUUUAUACGACACAUAUGAUGAAGAAGGAGAACGUGAUCCCUAUCGCUUAUCCAUAUUUGUACGUGGUCAAAUGUCUUAUAGAGUACACUCAAGAGACAGAGAGCUGGAAGUGUCUUUACAAGCCGGAUAUUUUAAGGCCUAUGCCCGCAAUGGACCCAAUGGAUUUCAGCGCUUAUGAUUACAACCAUAAGUAUUUGAACUUUCCCGAUCGCCGAAAGAUGUUACUAUCGGACGGAACAGGAGACUGCGGCGUAGACUAUAAGAUGAACGUCGAUAAGAUCUCGAUUAUCACCGGGAUCAAGCCCAACGUUCUGAACACGCUGCUCCAGAUCACGAACAAAGGUGACAACGUGUACAAUCUUACCGAGUCCGAUUUGGGCAAGUUGUACGAGAUCGGCAACGAGGCGGCUUCGUCUAAAGACUCUUCUUUUAAAGACAAGUUUCUUUACUAUCUGGACAACAUUGAAAAUUCUUUUAGUUCUAGGAUAAAGGAUGCGUACAACAAUACGGUGACGUUAUUGUCUUACAUCUACCAGAUGAAGGAAAUGCGGUUCGGCGAGAUGGGAAAGCGUCUUCUCCAAAGAGAAAAAGUGCUGUACAUCACAAUGACGGUUAGCAUACUACUUUUAGGCCUUAUUAUGGUGUUUGCGGCUUCAGUUUGACAACAAUCGUUGCGCAGUUUUCGAUUCGCCGGCCGUCACUUACCGCAAAGACGAAACUUGACAUUUUAAGGUUUAAAGAAUGUUAUAUAGUG
Molecule: messenger RNA, 2372 nt
Organism: Cimex lectularius (bed bug)
Lineage: Eukaryota; Metazoa; Arthropoda; Insecta; Hemiptera; Cimicidae
Exons: 3
Coding region: 307-2280 (657 amino acids)
Source: RefSeq, a predicted model, not a curated record